UACAAUCUCAAACAUUUAUAUAUAUCACGCGGAAAUACCGGUUUUGUGGCAUUUAACCUCUAAGUCUAGUCAUCGUAAUACAUAAAAUAUACGUGUAUUGCGUUUGACGAACGAAUGCAAAAUGAUGAUGAUAUAUAUGUGAUUGUGUUCGCGACGAAUGAAUAUGAAAUCUUUAAUCGAAAUAUACAUAUAAAUAAAAGAAACACGUAAAAGCACAAAAUCUCGGCCGAUUUUUAUUAAUUUGCGAAAUUUUUUGAAUGAAGAUGAUCAAAGUUUUCGUCUGUUGUUGUUGUGUGUAUGCUAUUGUAUUCAAUCGAAUUUCUAAUCACUGAAUUAAAUUUCCCAAGUGUUAAAAGUGUAAAACUAAGACUGUUUCACCGAAGAUUAAUAUUCAUAUUUUGAUUUUCCGGAAGAAUGAAAUUAAAGUAAAACAAGAGCCAUAAAAAUCGAAAAUGAAUCUUGCUCAAUUGAAACUGUGUUAUGUAAUUGUUUUUGUACCAAUAUUGGUGAUUGGCCAAAAUAUCGAUGAAUCGUGUCAAGUGGCACGAAGUGGCGCAACUGGUGUAUGUAAAAUUAUCGACAAUUGCCAGUCGGUCAUCGAUGAAAUCGUUCAACAAGGAUUAUUUCCAGCACAAUGUGGUUUUUGGGGACGUAAACAAAUUGUUUGUUGUCCAGUACCACGAAGCCAUAUAACAACAACAACACCAAUUCCAACACGCGUAAGCCAAAAAAAAUGUAGAGAAUAUCAAGAUGCAAAAUUUGACAGAGUAUUUAGCCAAGUUGGUUUCAAUGAUGAUCCCAUCUUGGAAAAAGUUGAGCGAUGUACAAUUUCGACGGUGCCACUUAUUGUCGGCGGCUCUAUAGCCAGUGAGGGCGAAUUUCCGCAUAUGGCACUAAUUGGUUACGAACGAAAUUUUGAAACAAAUAUUAUUUGGGGUUGCGGUGGAUCAUUAAUAAGUGAAAACUUUGUAUUGACAGCGGCACAUUGCGUGGAAACGAGUCGUUAUGAAGGAACUCCAAAAUAUGUGCUACUGGGUGAACAUGAUUUAAGCAAUAAUUUACGCGAUAAUCCAUUCAAAGUGGAAAUUGCGGAAAAAAUUCCACAUCCACAAUUCAAACGAUCGGCGAAAUAUUAUGAUAUUGCAUUGGUUCGAAUGGCUCUUCGAAUAACAUUCAAUCCACGUCGUCGGCCAGCAUGUUUACCAGAAAAAUAUAAUACAAAUACGGCAAAUGCGGUCGCGAGUGGCUGGGGUCGCACAGAUUUUCGUGGUUCAAGCAGUCAAGUAUUGCAAAAAGUAAUCUUGGAAUUGUUCACCGAAGAGGAAUGUAAUAUAACCUAUUUGGACGCAGCACGUACCACACAGUUACGCUACGGAAUUUUACCAGCACAACAAUUUUGUGCUGGUUCCCAUACGGAAAAGAAAGACACAUGUCAGGGCGACAGUGGUGGACCUCUUCAAAUCUACCAUCCAUAUGUGUCUUGUAUGUAUAUUGUUUCAGGAAUUACAUCGUUUGCCAAACAAUGUGGUGAUCUCAAUGCACCUGGGGUUUAUACAAGAGUUUAUAACUUUUUGGAUUGGAUUGAGAAUAUUGUUUGGCCAAAUCAAUAGCUUUUUUUAAAUAGUCACUUGACUUUUAUUGAAAUUGAAUAAAUACUCGACUUUUUCAAGUAAACUAAA
This is a messenger RNA of Contarinia nasturtii (swede midge), 1679 nucleotides long. RefSeq names its product serine protease snake-like. Lineage: Eukaryota; Metazoa; Arthropoda; Insecta; Diptera; Cecidomyiidae. The coding region runs from base 453 to 1610 and encodes 385 amino acids. Gene Ontology annotation, biological process: proteolysis. The record is from RefSeq and is a predicted model, not a curated record. Gene Ontology annotation, molecular function: serine-type endopeptidase activity. The transcript is spliced from 6 exons.